UCUGGGCUUGGAGCGAGACGUUGCUGCCUUUUAGUCGACUUCCCGACGGGAUAUAAAAGCCAAGGAGCGAAAAUCGGAGUUUAUUCACACAGUUUUGGAUCGGAAUCUAAUCGAAAAGGAGGAGGAUGAGUGCCAGGUGUUCACUGAAGAGCUCCUUAAAGCGUUAGAAGGUGGAAUUUGUGGCCUGUUUUGCUCGUGCAGUGGAAGUGCAGGGCUGAAGUGUGGACUUGGAUGGGAUUGUUUAUCGCUUCAGCUCCAUCACUGGCUGGACGGUUUGGAGGAAAAAUUGCGAUUUGAGAGGGAGGAAAAGCAGGACUGAAAUCUUCUCAGGGUUUCAGGGAUUCUCUGAGCAGCAUUUCCUGUCUUUAAGCUGAGCAGGAGCUCGGUAGAUGGUGGACAGAGCUGAGUCUGGACAUACUUGCAGCAGCCACACGGAUUCCUUUCUUUCUUUCCUUCCCUUCUCUUCCCUUCCCUUCCUGUCUUCCUUCCACUUUUCCACUUUUCCCCCUCACUGUCUGCAAUUAUAAAAUAAUGCAACCCUUUGUGCAUAAAAUAAGGAGGAAACAGUGCUGUUAUUCUCCACCGUUACCGGCGUCAGGAUGUUGAGCUAGGACUUGAGAAGUUCAUGAAGGUUGAUGAAUGAGUUUGGAGUUUGGUGGGUUUGGUGGAUUCGGUUCUCCCAGAGUUUCUUUCCAAAAAAAGGUUCAAAAUGGUGGAGAAUAGGUGUUGCCUUAAGAGAGAAGGGGUGUACCGGUGGUUCUCGGGCCUGAGCUCGGCUCAGAGGGCCGAGUUCCUCUGCGGACUCUUGGACCUGUGCGUUCCGGUGGAGUUGCGCUUCCUCGGGUCCUGCUUGGAGGACCUGGCUCGUAAGGACUACCACUCUCUGAGAGACGCCGAGAUCAAAGCCAACAACCCGGCUGACCUGGCGCUCCUGGCCAACAUGACGGAUGAGGUGGUACGCAGCAAGCUUCUGGUCUCGCUGGCCCUACUCGGCUCAGACAACCGGGCGGCGGCGGGCGUGCUUUUCCGGACGCUCACGCAUAUCGAUGCCAUCAUCCACGAUUACGGGCUGCGGCUGAGUGACGGGCGGACCGGCGAGCAGUUCCUGCUGCUCUUCACCAUGGCUGCCAAUCACCCAGCCUUCAGCUUCCACCAGAAGCAGGUGCUGAGACAGCAGCUCACACAGAUCCAGGAGAUCCUGCAGUCCAACGGGUCCGACACGGCACACGGAGGAAAUACCGGAUCACCUGCUGUCCCUGCUUCAGUGUCCACGUACAUCAGCGCACCUGCACAUCUCACCUGCUGCACGAAGACCGUGCCCCGAGAGGUGACGACAGGCCCCGUGGAUGACGGUCUGGGGUCAGAGGUCAUGUCCCCGAACCCUGCGCCUUCUUGCCAGGAGCUGCCCAUCAAAAUGCAUGCUGGGAAACCUGGAAAAGCUCGAGUCGAGAGGAUCGAGCUGAAGGGAGUCACACACAAAGCGGACACAUCAACAGAAUACGCACUGGAGGUCGUGUGGGCCGACUCCACACUGUCGAUCAUUAGCAGGACGUCUCAGGAAGUGAUGGAGCUGGUGUCCCAGCUCUCCCAGCUCUUUCCUGAUGACUGUCUGGAGAAGUUCCUGCCCCAGCCUGGUGUUGAUCCUCAUGAGCUGGACCUGAGAUGUUUGAGUUCUCUCCCGGCUCAUGUUCUCCGACACGAGCGAGUGCGUCUCUUCUGCUCGUCCUCCAGCCCACAACCCCCCUCCAGCACAAAUCUGAGCUGUCUGCUUCAGUACAGAGGAGCGAGCAGGGCGGUGUGUGGCGUUGCGAGUGUUCAGCCGGUGGUAAACGUUCUUGCACCGAUUCCCCAGCCCUCGCCUGCACAUCUGCCCCCUCCGCCCAUCCUGCCCCUCCACCCGAGCCCCUCUGUACCCGCUAUAGGAGAGACCAACUCACCUCAGCAGCAAACACCACAACACCAACAACAGCACCAGCCACACCCACCCGGCCCCGAGCAGAACGGCAUCCUGGACUGGCUGCGUAAGCUCCGCCUCCACAAAUACUACCCCGUCUUCAAGCAGCUCACCAUGGAAGAGUUCCUUGCUCUGACAGAAGAGGACCUGAAUAAGUACGACCUCACUCAGGGAGCCAAGAAGAAGCUGAAGACCCAGCUGGAGCUGCAGAAGGAAAAGUUAGAGAAGAGAUACACUAUGUCUCAGUUCCCCGUGUCCUGUGGUGGAGUAGCGAGAGUGACGCCUUCCACUUACAACGGCCCGAUAACACACACACACUCAAGCAGCAGCAGUAACACAGAGCUGCGUGUGGAGGUGGAGGCCGGUUCUCUGUCCUCUCUCAGGGACAGCAGCUCAUCAUCGGGUUACUCCAGUUCUCCAUCCAGUCCCAUGACUCCUCUGAAAGAGACUCACAGACGUGCCGAUGUGGAGUGUGUAGAGAAAGAUCGUGUGUGUUUCCUGCUCAGCACCGCAGGUCCGAGUCGCCCGACGGCUCAGGUUCUCCCGGUGCAGAACGAUCCCUCCAUCUGUCCGUCUCACUCCAGCGUAUCCCUUCCCUCCCUCCCACUGCUGGCCCCGGGCCGAGGACUCGGCUCCGCCUCCCGCAAGCCCCGCCCACCCCUGCUCUGCACUGCGAUGGGCGUGGAAGCUCCUCCCCCAGGUCAUCAGGAAGCGGAAACGUGCACGGCGCUAACGGCAACCUCGAACACCCUCCAUCACGUCUCGCAUCCGACGCUACACUUCCAGAUUUCAGCCACGCCCAGCCACGCCCGAUUGGCUCAGUACCCAAACCCCGCCUCUUCCUCCUCCUCGUCCUCUUUCUCUUCCUCGUCGUCUUCCUUUUCCUUUUCCUCGUCCUCCAAACCCACCUUCUCGCCCAUCAGCGCUGUUCCCAUGGCGGCCGUUUCCGGAAACACCUACAGCGCCAACAGCGCGUCCAUAGUAGCCCCGCCUACCACCAGUCCUGUCACUACGGAAACGGCGUGCUACGGCUCCGCCCAGUCCAACGGUACGACGGCGUGUGUGUGCAGCUCGUGCGGCUGCAGUGGAAAGUGCGGAUCGUUCUACUUCCCGCACCCGUUCUCCGGUACGUCCCUGUUCACUUUCGGCCCGCUCCUCCACUUCAGCCCGCUCCUUGCAGGAAGUGGCUCCGCCUCCCCGUUCUCGUACCCGAUCGUAGCCCCGCCCCUGUACAACAGCAGCCUGUCACACGACUCGCAGCAGAACCUCGUCCUUCCCCCAAUGCAGGGCUUUCUAGGAGGCGGGGCUAACGUGUACCAGCCCUAUGGCAUGAUGGGAAACGGAGGCGCGGGGCAAAAGAAGGCGGGAAACGUUUCCUGCUACAACUGCGGCCUCAGCGGCCAUCGAGCGCACGACUGCAAACAGCCACCGAUGGAUUCGGCUCAGCAAGGUAUGUUUCGUCUCAAAUAUUCUCCUCAGUCGGAAGGCCAGGACUCUGGUGACUAGCCGUUAUUUACAGCGUGUGUGAAGUUUUCCAGGCAGAGCCCACAUCCGUGUGUGUGUGUGUGUGUGUGUGUGUGUGUGUGCGCUGGGUUUAAAGCAGUCUCCGAUUCUUUGAACACAGAACCCUUUUUGAGACUCUCGUGGACUUUCGCUCGGAGAGAAGCUUUGUAAUGGACGAGCCGGACGUCAGGGAUGAUUCUACCACCAAAACUCGUGAGGAACGUUGCGUAAAAAUGGCCGCCGGUUUUUAAGCGGCUCCUUCCUCAGGUCCUCAAUCGGCCUCGUCCUGUUUUAUCUCAGCGUUAUGCACUAAAUAACAUGCGAAGGUGCCCAAGUCUCGCACUUUCCUGUUGGACCUGGUGGGACGAAACACUGCCGGAUUUGACUGGACACAAAGUUUUGUUGCUUCAUUUAAAGUGGCUACGUGUUUUUUUUUGUUUUGUUUUGUUUUUUUUAACUUUUUAUAACAAGACUUUUUUGUGUUGAAUCUAUUUACGCUGUCUUUUUUUUGGAUGUUGAAAUAGUUUUUAAUGACUUCAGAAUUUUUUUUUUUAAUAUCAUGUUAUUUUUGCUCAGCUACAAAACCUACAGUGUUUACCGUCAUGGUGUUUUAAGCCACGCCUACUUUUUUUUAAACAGAUUUACAAUUUUUCUGUAGUAGCUAUGUGCCAAUAAUCAGUUCUGUGAUAUUCAACACGCACAAUAUUAUCGUUAAACAAUUUAGCCAAUUCUGUCUGUUAUUUUGGACAAAUUGGAGCUGAAAUCCCAGAAUUCUUUUUGUGCAAUGAGAGUAACCAGCAAAGUAAAAAAAAAAAAAACACUCAGUCAUGCUGAAUUGUUGUUUGAGAUUGUAACGAACAAUCGGGCGAUGAUCGUAAUGUUAAAUUUUAAUAAUGUCUUAGUUUAUUUUAGAGCUCCAGAUGUACAUAUGCAUGAUUUUUUCAAUAUUUCUAAGAUUUUUUUUAUUGCUAAGAGACAUUUUGAAUGAAUGUAGGUUCACAAACCUAAAUAAUUAGCACCUUAGCUAAUUCAGCGAGACGUCAGCGGCAGUUCUACGUUAAAACAUCGACAUGUUUUCAUUUAAAGUGCCAACUUCUUGUUCAUUUCAUUAGCUAACGAGUGACGGUUCGGUACAUUUCCUCCGUCAUAGCUCAAAUUCCUUUGCUAAUUUAACAAAGACUUCACUAAAUUUUCUUAGUUAAUUUAACAAGAACUUCGCAAAGUUUCUUUGGCUUAUUUAGUAAUGCCUGAGCUAAGCAUUCUUAGAUAAUUAGCGAGGUGUUUUUGAAUCAACUUAGCAAAGUUAGCUCAAUUUCAUAGAUAAUUUAAUAAAGGACAUCACUAAUUUUCUUUAUUUAAUUAGUAAGGUCAUUGCUAAUUCCUUUUCUUAGGAAAUUAGUUAGGACUUUGCUAAGUUGCUUUAGCUAGGUAGCAAAAACUUGGCUAAAUUAGCUAAGGGAAAAAAAAACUGAAAAUAAUUAGCUAAUAUAGUGAGGAUUUUGCUCAAUUUCCAUUUUGCUUUACCUUGUUAACAAGGACUUUGCUAAAAUGUGUAAAGAUGUCAUUUAAAUUGCUUAGAUAAUAUAGCAAGGAUUUAGCUCAAUGUCUUUACCUAAUGUAGGGAGAAUUUUGCCAAAAUUUCUUCAUUAAUUUAGUUCAGAGUUGCCUACAUUCCUUUAGUUGGUUAAAAGCCUUUCCUAAAUUAGCUAAGAAAAUUUAGCAACGAUUUGACUGAAAGUUCCUUGAAUAAUGUAGCUAGGACUUUGCUAAAUUUCCUCUGAUAAUGUAGUGAAGAAUUUGCUAAAUAUUCUUAGCUAAUUUAGCAAGGAUUUUUGCUUCCUUAAAUAAUAUAGCGAGCAUACUGCCAAAUUUGCUUAGCUAAUUUAGUGAAGAAUUUGCAGAUUUCCAUUGCUAAUUUAGCAAGGCUUUUCAGUAAAUUUCCUUGGAUAAUAUACUGAGGCUUUUGCUAAAUUUCCUUGGCUAAUUUAGUGAAGAAUUUGCUCAUUUCCAUUGUUAAUACUGCAAGGUAUUUUGCUAAAUUUGCAUAGUUUAUUUUGCAAGGAUUUUCAUGACAAUUCCUUUGAUUUUGCAAAAUUUCCAUAACUAAUUUAGCAAGGUAUUCUGCUAAAUUUCCUUAGCUAAUGUACUGAAGAUUUUGCUAAAUUUCCUUAGAUAAUGAACUGAAGAAUUUGCUGCAUUUCCAUAGCUAAUUUAGCAAGGAUUUUUUAUAAAUUUUCUUAGCUAAAUUAGGACAGAAAUUGCUAGAUUUCCAUAGCUAACGUAGUGAGGAUUUUGCUAAAUUUCCUUAGCUAAUUUAGUGAAGAAUAUUGCUAAUUUAGCAAUGUUUUCGACAUGUUUUCAUUUAAAGUGCCAACUUCUUGUUCAUUUCAUUAGCUAACGAGUGAUGGUCUGGUACAUUUCCUCCGUCAUAGCUCAAAUUCCUUUGCUAAUUUAACAAAGACUUCACUAAAUUUUCUUAGUUAAUUUAACGAGGACUUCGGCUGCCUGAUAAUAGCACUUCUAAUUUAACAAGAACUUUGCAAAGUUUCUUUGGCUUAUUUAGUAAUGCCUGAGCUAUGCAUUCUUAGAUAAUUAGCGAGGAGUUUUUGAAUCAACUUAGCAAAGUUGGCUCAAUUUCAUAGAUAAUCUAAUAAAGGAUAUCACUAAUUUUCUUUAUUUAAUUAGUAAGGUCAUUGCUAAUUCCUUUUCUUAGGAAAUUAGUUAGGACUUUGCUAAGUUGCUUUAGCUAGGUAGCAAAAACUUGGCUAAAUUUGCUAAGGGAAAAAAACGUCACUGAAAAUAAUUAGCUAAUAUAGUGAGGAUUUUGUUCAAUAUCCAGUUUGCUUUAGCUUGUUAACAAGGACUUUGCUAAAAUGUGUAAAGAUGUCGCUGAAAUUGCUUAGAUAAUAUAGCAAGGAUUUAGCUCAAUGUCUUUACAUAAUGUAGUGAGAAUUUUGCCAAAAUUUCUUCGUUAAUUUAGUUCAGAGUUGCCUACAUUCCUUUAGUUGGUUAAAAGCCUUUCCUAAAUUAGCUAAGAAAAUUUAGCAAAGAUUUGACUGAAAAUUCCUUAGAUAAUGUGGCUAGGACUUUGCUAAAUUUCCUCUGAUAAUGUAGUGAAGAAUUUGCUAAAUAUUCUUAGCUAAUUUAGCAAGGAUUUUUGCUUCCUUAAAUAAUAUAGCGAGCAUACUGCUAAAUUUGCUUAGCUAAUUUAGUGAAGAAUUUGCUCAUUUCCAUUGUUAAUACAGCAAGGUAUUUUGCUAACUUUCCAUAGUUUAUUUUGCAAGGAUUUUCAUGACAAUUCCUUUGAUUUUGCAAAAUUUCCAUAACUAAUUUAGCAACGUAUUUUGCUAAAUUUCCAUAGCUAAUGUACCAAUAAUUUAGCUAAAUUUCUUUAGAUAACGAAGUGAAGAAUUUGCUAAAUUUCCAUAGCUAAUUUAGCAAGGAUUUUUUCUAAAUUUCUAUUUCUAAUUUAGCUAGGAAUUUUUCUAAAUUUUCUUAGCUAAAUUAGGGUGGAAAUUGAUAGAUUUCCAUAGCUAACGUAGUGAGGAUUUUGCUAAAUUUCCUUAGCUAAUUUGGUGAAGAAUAUUGCUAAUUUAGCAAUGAUUUUUUUCUAAAUUUCCAUAGCUAAUUUAGCAAGGAUUUUGCUACAUUUCCAUAGCCAAUUUAGCAAGGAUUUUCACUUAAUUUCCUUAGAUAAUGUAGUAAAGCUUAAAUGUGCUACAUUUAGCAUAGUUAAUUUAGCAAGGUAUUUGUGAUAACAUAGCUUAUUUAACAAGCGUUUUGCUAAAUAUCCUUAGCUGAUUUAACAAAGGUUUUCAUGAAAUUUCCUUAGCUAAUAUAGCUAGGAUUUUGCCAAAUUUCCUUAGCUAUUUAGUUAAGACUUCAAUAAAUUGCAUCAUAAAAAAUGAGCUAAUUUAGCUUUAAAAAAAAUCUGAAAUUUGGAUGAAAUUCCUCAGCUAUUUCCGUGAGUAUUUUGCUAAAUACGCUUCCUGGACUUUGGGAGGAAAUGUGAACGUUCAGCUGUUCGUUUCUGCCAAACCCGUUUCUCCUUCAUUUCAUCAGCGAGCUCUGCAUGUCGCCUUUAUAACAGUUCUGUACACGAGUCUGUUUUUUUGGCAGAAUCUUUUUUUAAACAAAAAUGUCACUUUUUUCUGACAUUAUGUUUGUAUUUAAUGUUUGAUGCUGAAUUCAGAGAAUUGUUUGUAUCCAGAGUUAUUUUGUAUACCGUUAUCAAUUUGAGACAUUUCAGAAUUAAACUCGUUUUCAGAUUUACUUCCACGUGUGUAUGUGUUUGUGUGUGUGUGAAAUAGCUAGCUAGCAUGUAACUUUUAUUAAUAUUCUUUUACCAUUCGUACUUUCUCUCCAUUCCCAGAAUUCAACAGCGUACACAUUCUAAAAUAUCUGCUGUACGCCUCAACAUCACACCAUCUUUCAAAGAAAUAUCUUUUAUUCAGUUAUUGGUUUUGUUCCUUACACAGAAGUAUAGCAUAUGAACAUUUUUUUUUUUACAAGGAAACAUUUCUUUAAAUAAAAACAUUCAGGCUAAAUGCAAAGGAUAAAAGGCAUCUAAAGUGUUUGUCGUACAGUUAUGUAGACACGGCGACGUAUACACACGGGACGCGUUCAUAAAGGCGUAAAUAAAGCUCUAAGAAAACUCUAAAAAGCGUGCGAUGGAAGAAAAGCGAUGAUGUUGGCUGUGUUCCAAACACAAAUCAGCUCCCUUUCAUUUAUCUGCUUCUGCCCUUCUCGUUUUUUUCAGCUAAACGCUUUACAUGAUUGUUUUUUUUUUCCCUAUAAUCAG
Messenger RNA from Pangasianodon hypophthalmus (striped catfish), 8258 nucleotides. It is a transcript of the gene zcchc14, whose product is annotated as zinc finger, CCHC domain containing 14. Bases 710 to 3460 code for a protein of 916 amino acids. Lineage: Eukaryota; Metazoa; Chordata; Actinopteri; Siluriformes; Pangasiidae. The transcript has 13 exons. Gene Ontology annotation, molecular function: nucleic acid binding; phosphatidylinositol binding; zinc ion binding. The record is from RefSeq and is a predicted model, not a curated record.